GCAACAUGUUCUCCUCAAGCCGUGACUCUCUUCAUAGCGUCUCGAUGCAGCGACGCUGCACCACCUCCCUUGUUCAACGAAGCAGCUCAGGACCAACCAACCUGUAGCGAUGAGGCCGAUACUGGCUCUCGCCUUGGCCCUCGACUCCUGUGCGCCGAGCCGCGCCGCCCUCCUCCGUUCCGGCGCUGCAGACGGGGCGAGGCGCGCCAUGACCGGCACCAGCCUGCGCUCGAGACUGGGGUACAUGGUGCAGGCGAUGCUGCGGAGCAAGGGCAUCACCACUCGGCACAUCGCGAAGAGGGUGCACGGCAGGAUGAAGCUGAAGGACGCGCUGCCGCUGCUGGAGGACCAGCUGCCCAAGGAGGUGACGUCCCUGCUGCACCUCUCGAGUCGGGAGCAAGCGGCCGGGGCGUACAGCGAGGCGUCCUUGGCGAAGGGACGCGUAUACUUGAAUAACAUGAUGUACGACGCGUGGCUCCAGCUGGACGCGAUCGAGGUCGAGUGCAAGGAGUUCGAGGAGAGCAAUCGUAUGGUGUUCGGCCAGGUGGUGACAGACUUGGAGCACCUGGGAUCUGACCUCGCUGACAAGGAACGCAUGAAGUCUGAGGCAGAAGGUGGCGUCGCAGACACGGACACUCGGAUCACCGACUUGGAGGGCGCCCUGCACAGCUUGAAACGCAGCUUCCAGUCAACCCGCGAGAAGAACGCGUACGAGCUGUCGCUGCGCCAGGACGACCAGGAUGUCUUCACCGCCAUCCUGCAGCUGUCCAAGUGCCCGAACGCCUACGGUGACGACACGUACUCCCUCGCGCAGUUCCGGAUCUGCGACACGGACAACGGCACGCGGGUGGAGGUGAGCGACGCCUCUCUGGCAGCGAAGCUGAACCAGUCGCCGCGGGCGCUCAGGGUGCUCCGGGAAGUCCUGGAAACCGCCGGCUCCGGGGCGCCCUCGCUGCUGCAGGUCGAGCAGGCGCCCCCGCCGCAGUCGGUCAAGCAGCCGAAGGGCGGCUCGAGGAAGUGCCUCAACGGCAUUGUGAACUGCGGCUACCUCCACGACUUGAUGGCGCUGGAGUGGGGCAAGUUCAAGGACCUGGUGGACGAGCUGACCUACAUCAUGCAGCACAAUCGCGACGCCUACGAGGGCGAGAAGGAGAAUAUGAACGAGCAGAUUUCGACGCUGAGGUCGGAGAAGAUGAAGUUCACGGAGAUGCUGAGUGAGGCCGUCUCCGAGAUCAAUUCGCUCACGGCGGCGACGCGCGAGAAGCAGCAGCAGCACCGCGACGUCGAGCGUGCCUUCAAUUUCAAGAUGGCGGACUGCAAGAAGCGCAUGAGCGAGAUCCUCUACACGAACAUUUGUGGGACCCGAACAGUGCGCAACGCGCUGAUGCGGUACAGCACUGUCUCGCCCACGAGAUCGAUUACGGACUGCGACGUGACAGAUUGGUCCGCGGGGCCGUGCACCACCGACGGGAGGGGCAGCUCAGUACCAGUAGACUGCGACGACAGCUGCCCCGAAGACGUGGGGGGCGUCGACGUGAACACGUGCGGUGGCAUAAAGCAGCUCACCAGGCAGGUCAUCGUCUCCCCAAACUCUUUCGGAAUGGCCUGCCCCCCGCUGUUCUUCGAGCGCAAGAACGGCACCGAGGGCAUGAAGUGCAACCAGUUUCACUGCCCAGUCGAUUGCUCCAUGUCCGAGUGGUCCGGCUGGUCGGGCUGCUCCAAAGAGUGUGGGGGCGGCACCCAGGGGAAGACCCGCUCCAUCCUCGUGAAGCCCAAGAACGGGGGGACGGAGUGCGACACCACGCUCGAGGAGCAGCCGUGCAACACCGGCUCGUGCGACCGCGACUGCACGCUCAUGCCCUGGACCGCGUGGGAGCCCUGCUCGAUGGCCUGCGGCGGCGGCAUCCAGGAGCGCGUGCGCAAGGUGGACAUCCCCAUCCGCGCGAACGGCAGGUGCCCCGGGCCGAAGCACCCCGACCGCUUCCAGAUGCAGGAGUGCAACACGCAGGAGUGCGUCGGCGACGAGAUCUGCAUCGCCAGGCAGGACCUCGUCAUCGCGCUGGACGGCAGCGGCUCCCUGAAGCAGGAGGGCUUCGACAUCGUCCAGAAGUUCGCCCUGAACCUCACCAGCAGGUACCAGAGCACCUACUACGGCGUGGAGGACAUGCGCAUCGGGCUGGUGCUCUUCGGGAACGGCGAGUACUUCGACAACGGCACCGUCGCGGCGGCCCUCGAGGUUGUCCCGAUCACGAGCGACCUGGAGUCUGUCAGCACGGCGAUCGCAGGGUUGCAGUGGCAGCGCGGGUUCACCAACAUGAUUCAGGCCCUCCAGGCUGCCGACAACAUGUUCGCGGACGGCCGAGACGACGCGCAGAGCGCCGUCAUGGUGAUCUCGGACGGCAGGUACACCAACGCGUACCGCACGACCAUGAAGGCGACGGCACUGAAGGACAAGGGCGUGCAGAUUUUUAUGGCUCCCAUCGCCGAGAGCGUGACGCAGGAUCUGCAGGUGCUCAGGGGCUGGGCCAGCGAGCCGUGGGAGACCAAUUACGAGCGCAUCCCGGGCCUCACGGCGCUCAUCAACAACGAGCCCGAGUUUGCCCAGAAGCUGCUGGUGAAGUUCUGCCCCCGCGCGUUCUCGCCAUCGCAGCAAGCGGAGGAGGAGGCGCAGCAGGGCUACCUCAAAAUCCACGAGGAGGGCUACCCCUCCGACAGCUGCGGCGAACGGAAGAGAAUGCGCAGUGCCAGCACCGCCGAGGCUUGCAUGGAGUUGGUGAAGGAGGUAGGCAUCCUGGCCUUCUCGUUCGUGGAAGGAGGCCGUGGGGCAGGAACCUGCUACUCGGCGGCGAUAGACGUCACCGAUGACCUGUGGGCCGAAGCGCUGAACGACCGCGUCAACCUGACGUGCCCCGGGGGUGCUUGGGUCUACAACGAGUACGCGUCCACCUACAUCAUGAACCCGAGCAUGUUCGGAGACCUCUUCGACGAGACCUCCUCUUGAGCCUGCGCGAUGGCUGCAUGCCACGUGGCGGCACCAGGAGUGCUUCCCGCCGCGCUGUCGCUCAGCGAGCUUUUUCAACACUCCUGUGUGUUGGGUCCUCGUUUCGAGUUCGCAGCGCUGCGCCCUACCUCCUCCUCAUCCUCCUCCUCCUCCUUCCCACCUGGAGCAAUAGUGAACCGGGAACUGGCGA
Messenger RNA from Prorocentrum cordatum, 3191 nucleotides. NCBI's taxonomy places the organism in Eukaryota, Dinophyceae, Prorocentrales, Prorocentraceae. The record is from the annotation of a GenBank genome assembly.